UCGUGCCUCGAGGGGGAAGGUAGACGCAAACACCUUCAGCAGCUCUUUUUUUUUUUCUUCUGCUUUUCCACUUUUAACGUGGAGCCGCAGCCUUAUGGCGAAGUGCGCAGGGCAGCGAGGAGCAGCAGUCCGGCGCCGGAGCGGAGCUUCACUCUAAUAUGGGAUUUCACGGCGUGCGUGGACUUGGCAGGCACAUGCACACUUCGUUGAACUCUACACCGAUCAGGGAAAGCAGCUGAACUCGAACCACCUCCAGAGAGUUUCCACUUUAUUUCCACCUGAGCGGAAUAGAAUGCAAAUAUGCCGAUUCUACAGAAAGAGACGGCCAGAGACCGAGAAAACCAAGUGCUGCCGAAGGUCCCGGUGCCCCCGCUGAAACAAACCCUGGACACGUACUUGAGAUGCGUCCAGCACCUGGUGAAGGAGGAGCAGUUCAAGAGAACCAAGGCCAUGGUGGAGAAGUUCGGGGCUCCUGGGGGAGUCGGAGAGCAGCUCCAGAAGAAGCUUUUAGAGAGGAGGGACAAGACGACCAACUGGGUCUAUGACUACUGGCUGGAGGACAUGUACCUGAACAACAGGUUGGCUCUGCCAGUCAACUCCAGUCCCGUCAUGGUGUUUCCCAAGCAGACGUUCAGAGAUCAGAAAGACGCCCUCAGAUUCGCGGCUCAACUCAUCAGAGGCGUGUUGGACUACAAGGGACUCAUUGAUGAGCGAGCGCUGCCGGUGGAGUCCGCUCGAGGCCAGUUAGCCGGAACCCCCCUGUGCAUGGAGCAGUACUACCGCCUCUUCACCUCCUACCGCUACCCGGGGCUGAAGACAGACACGCUGAAGGUUCAGACGAACGCAGCCUCCUCCUCGGCGCCAGAGCACAUCAUUGUGGCGUGCAAGAACCAGUUUUUUGUUUUGGAUGUCGUCGCUAAUGGCAAACAGCUCAGCGAGACGGAGAUUUUAUCCCAACUGGAGAAGAUCAUGAAAAUGGCAGAAAACGCUGAAGAGAGACUUCCUCCUUUCGGUAUCCUGACAUCUGAUGGGAGAACAGAGUGGGCCCAAGCCAGAGAUGCACUGACAAAAGACCAAACCAACCGGGACUCCCUGGCUCUGAUCGAGAGCUGCCUGUGCGUGUUGUGCCUGGAUGAGCCCAGCGGCCUGGUGCAGAGUGACACCAACAGGGCCCUGCUGAUGCUGCACGGUGGCGGCCGCGAGAAGAACGGGGCAAACCGCUGGUACGACAAGUCAAUGCAGUUUGUCGUAGGAAUGGACGGGACGUGCGGGGUCGUGUGCGACCAUUCGCCAUUCGAGGGGAUAGUUCUAGUGCAGUGCUCUGAAUACCUGAUGAAAUAUGUCAUUGGGAGUCCCUACAAGAUGGCGAGGCCUCUCAGCAUCAGAGAGCUCCCCCCUCCGAGGAGACUCCUCUGGAAAUGCAGCCCCCACAUCCAGGGAGUCCUUGCGGCAUCUGGAGAAAGACUCCAGAGGCUGGUGAAUAAUCUUGACAUGGACGUUUUCAAGUUCACAGCUUAUGGAAAAGAUUUCAUCAAAAAGCAGAAUAUGAGUCCAGAUGCAUUGAUACAAGUUUCCUUACAACUUGCAUUUUACAAAUGCAGAGGACGGCUCGUGUCCACAUACGAGAGCGCGUCCAUCCGGCGUUUCCAGGAAGGUCGGGUGGACAACAUUCGCUCUGCCACCCCCGAGGUCCUGGCCUUCGUGAAGUCCAUGACAGACGAGAGGGUCACUUUCUCCGACUCGGAAAAAAUGAAGCGAUUGAGGGAUGCAAUUCAGGCCCAGACAAAUUAUACGAUUGCAGCGAUUACAGGCAUGGCUAUAGACAAUCAUUUCCUCGGGCUCCUGAGAAUCUCAAGGGAGAUGAACAUGGAAAAGCCGGAGAUCUUCUGUGACGAGACAUAUGUGGCCAGUAACCACUUCAUCCUCUCCACCAGUCAGGUUCCGACCACAGUGGAGAUGUUCUGUUGCUACGGCCCCGUGGUGCCCAACGGCUAUGGCGCCUGCUACAACCCGCAGUCAGACCACAUCAUCUUCUGCGUGUCUAGUUUCUGGGAGAACACAGAGACGAGCUCGGCGGUUUUCGUCAAAGCCCUGAACGAGGGCCUGCUGGAAAUCAGGGACCUGUGCAAUAGAGGAAGCGCCGCGGCGGCCAAACCGGUAGAAAGCAGCCAAGGAGCCGCCCGGCCUCAUAAAUCAGGGAAGUAAGCCAUACUGAGAUUUAGAUUUAGAUUUUAGCUUUAGACUCAGUAGCUGAGAUGCCUUCAUCUGUCUUUGUUGUCUGUGCAAUAGUGUUUCCUUCACAACAAAUGCAAAGCCUUAAAAGCCCACAUACUGUACAGUAUGUACAUAUAUAAAAGAUGAAGGAAAGUAGUUUUCUUUUGGGUCUGUGUGGACAUCGGAAUACGUUCUGCUCCGACACUGCCUCUGCUUAUCUCAGCAGACUUGAGAUUAACUGGUCUGCUGCCUUUAGGAAUCUGAAGCCAUGUCUGCUUUGUAGCACUGAUGUGAGGGGAUAGUCCUCUGUCAGAGAGUUGAUAAACCAAGUGAUCGCAGUAUAUACAACCGGGGGAGAAAUGAAAAGGAAAAACCCAAGAAAAUAAGAGAGUCAACAUGAAGUGAAUUACGUGCUUUGAGCUCGACUGCCACCAGAUUCGUAAACCAGUUGGACACCUGUAGGAAAAAUGAAGACUGAUGUGAAUCUCCAGUACCAUCAUCCAGUGAGGGAAUAUGUUUUGGCAGAAUGGUGUUCAACUGUCCGGCAGAGCUCCAGAGACGAUUCACUGCCAAGGCUCAGGGCAGCUGUUCUGGAGCCGACACCUUACGAACACCCUGUACGUGUUCUUUCCUUUAGAUUCUCCCCCGUCUGUAUUUCACACUUGUACCCGUAGAGUAGUAAUGUAAUAGACAUGACAGGUUUAUGUAAAAAAUAAAACAUAAAUAUAUAUGUAUAUAUAUUCAAAACAAUCAUGACAUCCUGUAAAUGUGACCAGCUUCACUGUGCGUGCAGCCGUGUUCUCAGCAAACUGGAUCAAUGGUUCUAUUUUCUUCUUAAUGUGUUUAAACGUGUGAAGUGAUUCUACUGACGCCCUUGUGGUCAUGCAUAUGUGACGUCUGCGUGACUUUGAGUCACUUUAAGAUAUUCAUGUAACGAUGUGAAUGAACACGUGUAAACAUCGAGGACUGGUUGAUAAGUAACGUACGUGUGUAGAGAGAAAAAACCUGAUAUUUCAGUGGCACAUCUGAAAUCAUGAGCUCGAUAUCUCAGCAAUAGUUACAAUGUGUAAAGUAACCAGAGCUAUAUUAUGUAAGUAAGUAAGAUACAGUCCAGUGGUGACUAGGUGUUCACAUGUACAUGAGCGCUUUCUAUUUGCACAUAGAGGUAGAAAGAGGGUAGCGAUGUAUUUUAUUGUCGGUUCUCUGUGCAAUAACUCAAGUGCAGUGAAGGUGUAUGUGCAAUAAUCGAUUCAUUAGAUGCAUGGAGCUAAUAUGUUAUAUUAAAUUUAUCUACGGUUGCUAUUUUUGAUAUUCAGAAACAACGGAGUGAAAUUAUACUGGAUCUACUGUACACGCAUGCUGGUUUGGUCAAAGUGUACCGUGACUUCAGUCGUUGGUCUUGUUUCAGUCUGUGGUUCCUGUUGCAGCAAACCAAACCCUUGUGGUGAAUGUGUGAGGAUAUUUGUCGUGUCCACUCAAAGACAUUUACUGUGCGUUCGUCAGGUAUUCGUGUGCAUCAUCAGCCAAAGUGAAUGUGAACCACGUCCAUGGUUUCAAAAAUCCACACAUGCAUGUUUAGUCUUCCGUACUAAAUGUAUUUUUAUAUGUCCACAUAAAGAGUUGAAAUAAUCAUAUCGUAAAAUAUGGUAUAUAGCAAUGAAGCCUUAAAAGAAAGCGUUGCAAACUGUUGACAGAUGUUUUAUUCUAUAAGUGUUUAAUGUGGAUUGGAUUGACUUGGUGUUUGCUGUCUAAUCAGAGUGAUACAUGUUAAUGAAUGUAACGUUUCUCUAGUUCUUAAAAAAACGAACUAAUAAUCCAUGUGAACUGUUCUAUCUAUAGUAUUGUAUCUAUGUGCACUGAUAAAUUAAAGUUACACUCUUUAAAUCCACAUUCUUGUGAAUGGCACCUAAUGUGUAACACAUCCCUUUAUUAUGUCAUUUAAUAUUUGAUGAUUGUUUGGUAGAAAUUCUAAUGAAUACAUAAUGACUAUAUUUUGCUGAUAAAUCAAAUCAAUGUAGAAAAUGACCUUUACUCUUUGACUUAAAAAAUAAAAAGGUGAAUGAACACUGAGAAACCUGAUAUAUAAACAUAUGUGGUAUGAUCAUGUAGGACUUUUCUUUUCCCUUUGGUCAGUGGUGUAAUGUCCUGGAUCUCGUCUGUUCUAUGUUUAUAUGAAACUAAAAUAAAGUAGUCAAUUAAAUACUAAGCUAAUAGAAGACAUUGCCAUUGAUAAGCUGGAAUAGAACUGCUGUGAACCUGAAACUGAUAAGUACCAGAAAUAAA
This is a messenger RNA of Platichthys flesus (European flounder), 4497 nucleotides long. RefSeq names its product choline O-acetyltransferase-like. The record is from RefSeq and is a predicted model, not a curated record. Gene Ontology annotation, biological process: neuromuscular synaptic transmission; acetylcholine biosynthetic process. Lineage: Eukaryota; Metazoa; Chordata; Actinopteri; Pleuronectiformes; Pleuronectidae. Gene Ontology annotation, cellular component: neuron projection; cytoplasm. The coding region runs from base 301 to 2205 and encodes 634 amino acids. The transcript has 15 exons. Gene Ontology annotation, molecular function: choline O-acetyltransferase activity.